AUGUCUAAUCAACAAAAUGACAAUGUCCAAUUGAACGAUGAUGUUCAAGGGACACAACAACCACCAAAACAACGUUCGAAAAAUUAUUAUCGAAAGCGACCUGGUAGUGAACGACAAAAUCAAGAUUUAGGAGAAGAUGAAAAUCGUCCUUCAAAUGAUGAUGAUACCCAACGAUCGAAUAAUUCUGAGGACAAUGAUGAUCAUGUGAAUAAUACACGAGGUCGUGGUGGUCGACGAGGAGGUUUUCGACGUUUUCGUGGUCGAGGACGUUUUGCGCGUAGUCUACCUUACUAUGGUGAUUUUCGUCGAAUUUAUUCGCCUUAUACAAAUUAUAUGAAUGGACGUGGAGGAGUUUUUGUCCCUGUCGAUGAAUUUUAUGGUCCCUCAUAUUAUGGUGGUGGCGAUCCAUCAGAACAAGAAGGUAUUGUUGAUUAUCCAAUACGUGGUAAUCGAGGUUUUCGUGGUGGUCGAGGACGUGGUAGACGAAGAGGUCAAAUAACAAAGAAUGAAAAUACUGAUAAUAAUAAUACUAAUAACAAUACUGAUCAACAACAAGGAGAAGAUACAAAUGUAACUAAACGUCGUAAUUCAAGACGUCGUCAACAUAAACAACAACAACAAAAUAAUGAAAAUGGCACAGGCACAGAACAACAAACUGAUGGUGUCGUAACUGAUGAUCAACAUCAAGAUGAAAAUAAUCAAGGUGCAGCACGUCAACCACAAAAGAAAUCUAAUCGACAACGACGUCGUCGUAAUACCAAUGCAAGUCAAAAUGAGGCUGAAACAGAUGAACGUACAAAAUCUGCACAGCCAAAAAAACCUAAAGAUGAUGAAACAAUAGUGAAAAAUGUUCUGCGUUUUAUGGUUAAUAAAGUUGUUCGUCGUUUAGCACCAAGAUAUCGACGACGAAGUCGUGCAAAUACAAAAGAAGCAACCGAUAAUAAUAAUACUAAUAAUAAUACUAAUGUUGAAAAACCGCAAACAAAUAAUGCUCAACGUGGUCGACGUCGUCGUCAAAGACCAGGAAAUGGUUAUUUCAUGGAACAAGGUUAUUAUGAUCCAUAUGGUAUGACACCGUAUUAUUAUGGAAUGUAUUAUGGAUAUACUGAACAAGAAUAUGCUGGUCGUCGCGGUCGUGGUAGACGUGGUCGUGGUCGUUUUCGACAACGCAGAGGAGCUAAUAAAGAGAAUCAACCUCAAAAUAACAGUGAACAAGGCAAAACUGAAGAAUUAAAUCCAACUGAUGAUAAUUCUCAAAGUAAAACAACAACCAUAAGUGAAGUAGUCAAUCAAUCUUCAAACAAUGCUGAUUCAAAUCAAUGA
Messenger RNA from Rotaria sp. Silwood2, 1323 nucleotides. The record is from the annotation of a GenBank genome assembly. Lineage: Eukaryota; Metazoa; Rotifera; Eurotatoria; Philodinida; Philodinidae.